UCAUGACAAUUUAGUAUAAUCCCCAACAAGAUGCUUGUAUAGUUAAAUGCAGUUAUUUGCUUUUGGGUACAAAGUGAUUCCUUUUUUGCAGAGCAUACUUUUAAUCAUAUAAUAUAAGGAACUGUUGUCAGAAAAGGAAAAUUUUAUAUGACUUCUCUGAUUCUCAUCUCAUAACCACUGCUAUGCUGCUUUUAACUCAUUAGAAAAGCGAAUUUGUAGAUCUAUAUUAUAUGGGCUUAGAUCAAGCUUAAAAUAUCAGGCAUUAGAGUAACCUGUUGGAUUAGGGAUUAAAGGACAUGUGACCAGGGCUGGACUGAGAAAGCAGAAACAAACUUGUUUCAGUAGCUGACCUGCCACUGGGCUGUUCUGUACCUCAGUUCUGUGCUUCCUAUACUGAGUCACAAUAUAUAUCCUACCCAGCUUGCACGGAACUGUCACGCCUGGUAAGGACAGAAACUCAGAGGACCAGAGAUCAAGUAAAUUGGGUUUUAUUAAAGAACUCAGAUAACCAGAACUGGAAUCAGCAGGCAGGUCGCAGGAGUCGAGGUCACGGAUCCGAAGGGGUCAAAAGCUGGGAAGACCAAUCGUACACAGGCAUGGAAGAUGGGACAGAAGCAGACGCGGAUCGUUUGAUCGGACGGACGUCCGCAGCAUCGUCAUCUGCGGUGUUUCACGACAGGAGUCUCCAGCAAGGCAUUAUGGGCCGCAUGGAGGGACCCUGCAUGUGCACAAAGAGCACAGAUGACAUACGGGAGGUGUUUGACUUUUUGGAGGUGCUGGGAUCGGGGGCCUUUUCUGAGGUGUUCCUGGUGAGGGAGAGGGAGACUGGAAACCGUUUUGCACUGAAAUGCGUGAACAAGCAGCAUCUACAGGCCAACAAACUGGAGAAUGAGAUCAGUGUUUUGAGGAGGAUCAAACAUGAGAACAUUGUUGGCCUGGAAGAUUUCUAUGAAAGCCACACCCACUAUUACCUCGUCAUGCAGUUCGUCUCUGGCGGUGAGUUGUUUGACCGGAUCUUGGAGCGUGGGACAUACACGGAAAAGGAUGCCAGCCACGUGGUCCGACAGGUGCUGGAGGCCGUGAGCUACCUGCACCUGAACAACGUCGUCCACCGAGACCUGAAGCCAGAGAAUCUGUUGUACUACAGCCAGGAUGAAAAUGCCAAGAUUAUGAUUAGUGACUUUGGUCUCUCCAAGAUUGAGGACAGCGGACUCAUGUCGACAGCAUGUGGAACGCCGGGAUAUGUGGCCCCUGAAAUCUUAGCCCAGAAGCACUACAGCAAAACCGUUGACUGUUGGUCUAUUGGAGUCAUCACUUACAUCCUGUUAUGUGGAUACCCCCCUUUCUACGAGGAGAAUGAGACCAAGCUCUAUGCAAAGAUCAUGAAGGCCCAGUAUGAAUUUGAUUCUCCCUUCUGGGACGACAUUUCUGAUUCUGCUAAGGACUUCAUUCGCAACAUGAUGCAAAAGAACUCGAAAUUACGUUACACCUCAGAGCAGGCACUUCAACACCCCUGGAUAAUGGGAAACACAGCUAAGAGCCAGGACAUCUAUCACUCCGUAAGUGAGCAGAUCCAAAAGAACUUUGCCACGUGGAAGUGGAGGCAAACAUUAACUGCGACAGCAGCUGCUAAUCACCUGAAGAAGAUGCAGCUGGCCUACUCCGGACCCACCCUUCAUGGGCAACAGGGAUUUGUGGUGGAGGGAGACCUUUCCCCCACUGAUCCUGAGAACAAGCGGCCCAAUGCUAACCUGGAACACAACGGGAUCCUGACUAGUGGUACGGAGAGUGAGUGCAUGAUGGCUCGAUCCAGUUCCAGGAAUCCAAGGAACCAUUUCCACCUGCUGCAGGCUAAUCUGAGUGAACCCCUCAUUAUACCGCCAUCAGGCCAACAUGCAAACCAGGCUGCUACCAUGGAAACCAGCAGAAAGGAGUCCAUGACCUCGGAGUCCGAGAGGGAGGAACAGGAAAAGACCACCAUGUGUUCCAUCAUGUGAGCUUAUUCCUGUGGAGCACACUGGGAAGAGCUGGAGCAGGCUGACGACUUACGGGCUGCAGAUUAAGGCGUCUCAGUUCCUUCUCAAAUUCAGGGUCAGCCUACAGCCUUUGGCCCGUUAUCUGUCUGAGUGUAACAGUCCAUGGCUGCACAGCUUUAUUAUUAUGGGUGCUGUAUAUUUUAAUUGGCACUUGGCAUUAGAGCCAGUGGGCACGGAGUAUCAGCUAUUUGUAAGUUUAUGAUACCCAGGCCUCACUUGUGUCAUCAUAGUGGUGACGUUCGUGACUCAUGACUCUUUGUUUGGUUGUGUGGGCAGCUGUGCUUGGUUACUGCAUUGCUGCAAAUAUGGCCUGACUUAUCAAUAGUUAACAUAUUAGCUCACAUCACAGUUACAGACUAAGCAAGAGAAGCAGCCACCUCAAAUUAGAUUUCAGACCAGCCUCUCUAGUGUUCAUGCUGCCAUUUCUGGAUUUUUAAAUGUUUCUAAGACUAAGUGGAAGAGAAUGAGGUUGGAACGCCCUCUCUUUUUUUGUUGGUUUAGCAGUGCAGGAAAAUAGGAAAUGAUGCUGUAUAUUUUGGAUGCUACAAUAUGGCCGACUGCUUGUGCCAUUUACAUGUGUAAAAACCUGAGAACUUCCCAACAGAUGUGCAUUAGUGGUCACUGUAAUGAAGCCAUGUUAGCCUACUGCUGCUGUUAACAAAUGAAAUUGCAUUUUGCAUUAGUGCUAAAGGACGUGGACCGAAAUCUUUGCAGGUUUUUUGGAGUCACAUAGGGAGAUCAUUCAGACUCCAGACACACGAUGCUGAGGGUAAAAAUCACAUCCGUGGCCUAACCAGCGUGAACCACUGACCACCAUUCCAUCCUGCCCUCAAAUCUGUAACCAUAUAAUACCCAUAUGACAUGUCCUAACUGAAGUAAUAAAUACCAAACCACAUCGAACUGCAAUCUUCUUUCUUAUAUUGACAG
Messenger RNA from Paramormyrops kingsleyae, 2963 nucleotides. The record is from RefSeq and is a predicted model, not a curated record. Lineage: Eukaryota; Metazoa; Chordata; Actinopteri; Osteoglossiformes; Mormyridae.